Solea senegalensis (Senegalese sole) is the source of this 6588-nucleotide messenger RNA. RefSeq names its product contactin associated protein 2a (gene cntnap2a). NCBI's taxonomy places the organism in Eukaryota, Metazoa, Chordata, Actinopteri, Pleuronectiformes, Soleidae. The transcript has 27 exons. The coding region runs from base 133 to 4185 and encodes 1350 amino acids. The record is from RefSeq and is a predicted model, not a curated record.
GCCACUUCUCAACUGCGAGGCGAGUCUGGCGGAGCGACUUGAAUCAGCACCACCACCCCGCAGGUUUUUUUCUCGCCCUGAGUGUUUCCUCUCCCCUCUCCCGUCCCUGCUGCGUCCACACCGGCCGUGAAUAUGCAGCGGCUCCGUCCUGCGCAGGGAAUGACGUUGUUAUUGCCGGUCGCUUUGUGGAUUUUCUGCCUUGUCAACGAUGUGCGCGGAGCUUUGCCAACAACCGCAAAGUGUGACGAAGCUCUCGCCUCCCCUCUGCCUCACACAGCCUUCACCAGCUCAUCUGUUUUCUCCAAUGGAUACGCACCCGGAUACGCCAAGCUCAACAGGAGAGGAGGUGCCGGUGGUUGGUCACCUCUGGACAGUGACCAUUACCAGUGGCUCCAGGUGGACCUGGGGACCAGAAAGCAGGUGAGCGCCAUAGCAACGCAGGGUCGCUACAGCAGCUCUGAUUGGACAACACGGUACCGCCUUCUCUACAGUGACACAGGACGGAACUGGAAACCAUAUCACCAGGACGGCAAUAUUUGGGCCUUUUCUGGUAACUCCAAUUCAGAGAGUGCUGUUCGCCAUGAGCUUCAGCAGGGGAUCGUGGCUCGAUUCCUCAGGCUUGUGCCGUUGGACUGGAGUGAAGAGGGACGGAUCGGCCUGCGCGUUGAAGUCUACGGAUGCUCCUACUGGUCUGACGUGAUCAACUUUGAUGGACAGGGUGUCAUCUCAUAUCGUUUUAAGAUGAAGAAGAUGAAGAUCAUAAAGGAUGUGAUUGCACUGAGGUUCAAGACAUCCGACAGCGAGGGAGUGAUUCUACACGGGGAAGGACAGCAGGGAGACUACAUCACUCUGGAGCUUCACAGGGCGAAGCUUCUGUUGCAGAUUAAUCUGGGCAGUAACCAGUAUGGCUCCAUCCUGGGUCAUACGUCUGUGACCACUGGCAGCCUGUUGGAUGACAAUCACUGGCACUCUGUGGUGAUUGAACGCUACCGUCGCAAUGUCAACUUCACCUUGGACCGACACACUCAGCACUUCAGGACCAAUGGGGAGUUUGACCAUCUCGAUCUGGACUACGAGUUGAGUUUUGGAGGAAUGCCAUACAGUGGGAAGCCAGUGGGAGGAGGGAGGAAGAAUUUCAAAGGCUGCAUGGAGAGCAUCAACUACAACGGCGACAACAUUACCGACCUGGCCCGCCGAAAGAAGCUGGACACCUCUAGCUUUCGCAACUUGUCCUUCUCGUGUGUGGAGACCCACACCUUCCCAGUCUUUUUCAAUGCCACCAGCUUCCUGCAGCUGCCCGGUCGAGCCGGUCACAACACGUUAUCCGUGGGGUUUCAUUUUCGCACGUGGAACCCUGAUGGACUCCUCCUCUUCAGUAAUCUCGAUGAUGGCACGCUGGAGGUCUCCCUGGAGGAUGGCAAGAUCGUGGUUCAUAUCAACGUGUCGAAGGCGACGCGAAACAACCAGGUCGACUUAUCUUCAGGUUCUGGCUUAAACGACGGCCAGUGGCAUGCGAUACGCUUGGUCGCCAAGGAGAACUUUGCUAUGUUGACGCUAGAUGGCGAUGAGGGUUCUGCGGUUCGCUCUAGCUCACCACUCACCAUCACCACAGGAGGAACCUAUCACUUGGGAGGGUAUUUUCUGCAGACGUUGUUCCCGCCCUCCCGCCGCUCAUUUCAAGGCUGCAUGCAAGCAAUUGUGGUGGAUGACCAACCGGCUGAUUUACAUGCGGUGGAAAAAGGCACCGUGGGAGCUUUUGAGAAUGUGAGCCUGGACAUGUGUGCAAUCAUAGACAGGUGUAUGCCUAAUCACUGUGAACACGGAGGCCGCUGUAAACAGACGUGGGACAGUUUCAGCUGCACCUGUGAUGGUACAGGUUACAAUGGAGCCACGUGUCACACGUCGAUCUAUGAACCAUCGUGUGAGGCCUAUAAACAUUUGGGCAGGUCCUCUGACACCUACUGGAUUGACCCUGAUGGCAGCGGACCUCUUGGUCCCUUCAAAGUCAACUGCAACAUGACAGAGGACAAAGUAUGGACGACAGUCAUGAACAACCUACCCCCCAAAACAGCAGUUACUGGCUCCAGCAGAGACAGGCGCACCGUCCUGCAGGUCAACUACAGUGCGUCAAUGGACCAGGUGACUGCCAUCACCGCCAGUGCAGAAUACUGUGAGCAGCAAAUCAUCUACAGCUGUCAAAAGUCCAGGCUGCUAAACACUCCAGACGGGACCCCUUACACGUGGUGGGUGGGCCGGGCCAGCGAGAAGCACUUCUACUGGGGCGGCUCGGGGCCUGGCAUCCAGAAAUGUGCCUGUGGCAUCGACAGGAACUGCUCCGACCCCAAAUAUGACUGCAACUGCGACGCCGACCUCACAGAGUGGAGAGAAGAUUCUGGGCUCCUUGUAUACAAGGAACACCUUCCAGUCAGCCAGGUUGCAGUGGGUGACACCAACAGACCGGGGUCUUUGGCCAAGCUCACUGUCGGACCGCUCCGUUGCCAGGGUGACCAUAACUACUGGAACGCUGCAUCAUUCACCACCCCGUCAUCCUACCUGCACUUUGCCACCUUCCACGGUGAGACCAGUGCAGACAUCUCCUUCUAUUUCAAGACCAGCGCACCCUAUGGCGUCUUUCUGGAAAACCUGGGCAAUACUGACUUCAUUCGUCUGGAGCUCAAAUCUCCUAAGGUGGUCUCCUUCUCCUUUGAUGUCGGAAAUGGGCCGGUGGAGCUAACGGUGCACUCAGCCAUGCCCCUCAACGACGACCAGUGGCAUCGCGUAACGGCUGAGCGAAACGUGAAAGAGGCCGUCCUCCAGCUAGAUCAGACCUAUCGGGCGUCUCGGCUCGCUCCCGCACAGGGGCACACACGGCUGGAGCUUUUCAGCCAGCUCUACGUGGGGAAACCAGCCUCGCUCACCUGCCAAGAUAGUGCAGCAGGGGGACAGAGGGGAUUCCUGGGAUGCAUCCGUGCCCUGCGGAUGAACGGCAUCACUCUAGACCUGGAAGAGAGGGCCAUGGUCACGCCGGGGGUGAAGCCCGGCUGCCAAGGCCACUGCACCAGUUUUGGAAUGUUCUGCCGGAACGGGGGCAAGUGUGUGGAGAAGUACAACGGCUACUUGUGCGACUGCGCCUCCACCGCCUAUGACGGCCCGUUCUGCACAAGAGAUGUUGGGGGUUUCUUUGAGGCCGGGACGCUCAUUAAGUACAACUUCAUGCCCGAAGCGGUCGCAGGAGCCAGUCGAGAUACGAAGAUCCUGAUGCACCAGCUGACACCACAUGACGUCAAUCUGACCAAGGAGGAAGUCGCUUUUAGUUUCAGCACAUCCAGUGCUCCUGCGAUUCUGAUGUACGUCAGCUCCAAGACACAGGACUAUCUGGCUGUGGUGUUGAGGCAUAAUGGUUCGUUGCAGGUGCGGUAUAAUCUCAGAGGUCUGCGGGAGCCGUUUGCUAUCGAUGUGGACCAGCGGAACCUGGCCAAUGGACAGCCUCAUAGCAUUAACAUGUCCCGGGUCAACAGGAGCAUUACUAUCCAGUUGGAUCAUUACCCUCCGGUCAGCUACACACUCCCAGAUGCCUCAGACACGCAGUUCAACCUGGUUAAGACACUGUUCUUGGGCAAAGUCCAUGAAACUGGCAGUCUGGACCCGGUCCUCAUCGAUCAUUACAACACUCCGGGCUUUGUUGGGUGUUUGUCACGGGUGCAGUUCAACGGCAUCGCGCCCCUCAAGUCCGCACUGAGAACAGCGUCACAGUCUCAGGCCGCACCGACAGCCGCACAGUCCGACAGACGACCCGCAGUCGCGUCGCCGGUGUCCCACCAAGGCAAACUCGUCGAGUCCAACUGUGGGGCCUCGCCGCUCACCAUCCCACCAAUGUCUGCUGCAACGGAUCCCUGGCGUCUGGACAACACAGAUGGAGAGUUCCCCUUCAAUGAGGAGAGGGUGAUUCCUGAUGGAGUCAACAGGGACUCGGCCAUCAUCGGAGGGAUCAUUGCGGUGGUAAUCUUCACCAUCUUAUGUACUCUGGUGUUCCUGAUCCGCUACAUGUUCCGCCACAAAGGCACCUACCACACCAACGAGGCCAAGGGCAGCGGCGAGUCCGCCGGGGAGUCGGCGGACACGGCCAUCAUUGGCACCGACAACCCAGAGACCAUCGACGAAUCAAAAAAGGAGUGGUUCAUCUAACGGCCCCCCCCGACUGGACUUUUAAGGGAAAAGCGAUUUAGCGAUUUGCCGCGUCAACAGUUGCCACACAAAAAAAUGGAGGAGGUGUUAUUCAGUGACCAAUCGCCGGGGGGGAGAUGGAGGAACGGUCAAUCAGCAGGACAGUGAUCUCCUAUAGGAGGCUGAGAUGUGGGAGAAAAGACAUGUACAGGAAGCUUUUUUUUUUUUGUUUGUCGUUUGUUUUUGUUUUCUUUUGUUUUUUUCUUUUUAUAUAUCCAGAGUAUUUGAGAGAGAAGACAGGCGUUAUUCAGCGGGGCACAGCUAAAAGAGACUCUACAUGUAUAUACUAACCGGCUUGUCCUUCUUUGUAUUGUGCUUGGAAAACAUUUUUGAAUACUGUAUAUGACAAAUAAUUAUACUUACUGGGUCAUGUGAUAGCACAGAUUUAUUGCCAGGCUCUGUUGUGUUUCUUAAUUUUAUUUUUUACCGAAAGCUCUCCGAUCACAGAUCAACAUUUCUUUUGAAUUUAUCAGGCUCAGUUGCACCAGUCCUCAUAUCUGUCACAAGUAUUACGGUAAUGAGAGUUGAACAUCGAUGCCAAAUUUCACUUUGUAAAUAUAAUAUUUUGGGUUGUUAUUAUUUUUAUUUUAUUUUUUUCCUUUUCCUCAAAAGAUUUAUUUAGAGUCAUUUAAAUCACAAACACUAAUGAGAAAUGUAUGAUCUAUAUUGCUAAGAUAGUGAGUCUGUUCAUUAUAUAUUUUGUGAAGUAUAGAGUUUUAUGUUUAAAUUUGAUGAAUUGUAUGGGACAUCAUGACGCUCCAUAUUUUGGCUUGUUUCACGCGGCGAGGAAGGUUUUAUUUUAUCUUCAUUGACUUUAUUUAGAAGUAGGGAAACAUGGUCCGUUUCUUUCUUUCUUUGCCAAACACGUGAGUCUUAUGUGCUUCGUUUGACUUUUGAGUUGAGGAAACUCUGUAGAUCUUUUAGACGGGCGUUGUGGACUGUGGCGUUCAUGCAUCUGUGGGGUAUGCGUGUCGGCCAGGAGAACGGGACAUUAAAAGUGCUGUAUUUAAAAUAUGUACAACAGAGACCUUGAGCGUUUAUAAUGGUCAACGCAAUCCAAAUUCAAAGUAGUGGAGAAGAGGACACCCUGGCAUUACCCCGCGUUCAUAUACAUAUAUAAAUGUCCCACUGUUUGUUUUAUUUUUAUUUGGUUAGAGUUUGAAACGGCAGACAGUCAUCGUGUGUUGUGAGGAGAUGACAAGGCUACAACUGUAAAAACAUUCUACACAUAAAAUAUCCACCAACCACCAGAGAGAGAAAGUGAGAGAGACCGUUUACUAACCUUGGCUGAAACUUUCAUCAACCUCUCCUUUUUCAUUCGUCUAUAUUUUCUAUAAUUUUGUCUCCUUUUUAGGUUCAUUUCAUCGCUGCAGCUCACUGCGUCGAGGUGUUUAAGCGCCUUGAGCUGUGUCGUCUGUGUGCACGGCGGUGGGAGGAGCAAUGGACCAAAACUCCAAAAACCGAAACAUAAACUAGAGUUUGCAGCCAGCAAAUGAAAAUGUAUUUUGUGAAUAUUAUUGGCUGCACCAUUGUUAUCAUUAUUCAAUUCCUUGAUCUCUGAUCACAUAUCACGGUCAUUUUCUGACUUCAUAGGAUACAUUUCUUACAUAUAGUAUCUUUAAAAUGGUGGAAAAAUAUUUUAGUUCUCGAUCUGGGACAAGGUGAAGAUGGUCACUGGCUUACUUGUUUGUUGUGCCUUCAAGGUCUUGAACCAUUUGGCCUUGCCCCAGUUCAUGAAUCCCUUUGUGCGUGUGUGUUAAAUGUAAUUAAUCUCAAUCAAAGCUUGAUUUCAAAUUCAGAAUAAUAAAGUAGUAUUGCUUUAAUCACACUAGGUUUAUGCAGCAGGAGCAGCUAUACAUUGACACUUAUUGCAAUAUACACACAAACAUCUAUAGUUUUGUAAGCUAUGAAUCAAGCCUCGUUAGUUAUUUUGUUUUCCCAUCCGUUGUGUUUACCUGUUUUUCUUACACUUCACAAUGUGUGACCAUUUUUACUGUUUCAUUGUAAGUUUUUUUUUUUUGUGUGUGUCUGUUGUCAAACUGUCGCCACGGCGCCUUUUUGUUACAUGAAUGAUUUUCUUCAUUGUCGCUUCAUGUUUGAGUGCUCGCCACACAUCACAGACUCAGCCUGCCUUCUACCGCAGCCUCAAAGAAGACUUUCUCCACACUCGCAUCAAUCCCUGAAGGCAAGUGAGUGAAUCUACUUUACUACUUUUCUUUUUGUAUCUAUUACCCAGACUAUACAGUAAUGCCCCUGAUAAUGGACUCUCAGCUCCAGCAAACAAAACCAUAACUGUUUUUUUUUCUGUUUGUUUGCCUGUUGCAUUCGGUUUAUUACGUUCAAUAAAGAGUGUUUGAUCUUUAA